AUGGAGUUCAAAACGUGCUCCGAGACGGCGGUGCCGACGGUGACAAGUUCGUCCGAAGGAGGCGGAGGAGGGCAGUUCAUUUUCCCGGCUAUCUUUAGCCGCCAGCUUGGAGGCUUUUCUACCUCCCAAGGGGGGAAGUUGAUGGACGAAUUGAGGCCUAACCUGGGUCUUCUUGGUCUGGUGGAAGACCAUCCCCUUGACAAGAGGCCCAAGACGGAGGCCGAGUUCUCAGGACUCUAUGGCCUUGCCGAACCUCCGAGCAGAGCACUCCACGAUCACACAGUAAUGACAGUUUCAAGUCGAGUUAAGCUGUUCAAAAGAAAUCAUAUCAGUUUUAAACAUGACAAGGCAAAGCUACAAAAAAAAUUCCAGAAGCUGAGAAAGAAACCUUUCAAAGGUAGAAUUCACGGAAGGACUCCUCCGGUUUUUGUUGCAGAUAUUGUAUUGACUGGGCUCAACCAGGAUCGUCCUCUUGGAUCAGAAGUUGUCUUUUAA
This is a messenger RNA of Nezara viridula (southern green stink bug), 495 nucleotides long. NCBI's taxonomy places the organism in Eukaryota, Metazoa, Arthropoda, Insecta, Hemiptera, Pentatomidae. The record is from the annotation of a GenBank genome assembly.